AUGGCUUCAAAAUCACCAAGCAGUAACAAUCUCUUGACCAGUGGCUUCAUGGCAAGCCUCAUAGAGAGCCUCUUCCCCUCUUCUGCAGGACCCCCCUCGGUCGCAUUCCUGCUGUACCUCACCCCGUUUGUCGCGCAGGCAUUCAAAGACUCUUUCAAGACGCAGUUCGUCUCGACUGUCGAGAUUAAAGCGGACGAUGAGAUCUUUACCUACGUCAUGGGCUGGGUCGCCAGGAAUAGCAAACUUUCGCGCAACAACCAUCGCCUUCUUGCUUCAAGUAGCACCAGCAGUGACGAACAUACCCUGAUUGGCCUCAGACAGAAGCAGGAUGAUAGCGAUGUCGAUGAUGCAGCUGACAACCUCGAUGGUGAAGAGAGUCUGGAUGCUUUGAGAUCAAAUAUAUCGCUCUACAAUGCACGCCCCCUCCAUUGGACGCCUUCUAUGGGGACGCAUCUUUUCACGUUCGAAGGCUGUCUCAUCUCGUUUACAAGAGUUAUUGAGACUUCCGAACCGGCUAUGUUCGGCCGCCGAUCAGAGCACGUCAAGAUGUCCUGCCUCGGCAGAAACCCCGAGGUUCUCAAGCGUAUUAUCUACAAUGCGCGCUUCGAAUACCUCGAGAAGCAGCGUGGUCGGACGAGCAUCUACCGUGCCGUCAAAGCUUACGGCGAUGACCUCGCCUGGACAAAGUGUAUGUCCAAGCCUACGCGGCCCAUGUCGACCAUCGCGCUGGACGAGGCACUCAAGAAGGGUCUCAUCAAGGAUCUCUCACGCUAUCUGAAUCCCCGCACCAAGAAUUGGUAUGCGACGAGGGGAAUCCCGUACCGUCGAGGCUAUCUCUUCUCUGGCCCGCCAGGUACCGGAAAGACAAGUCUGACCCUUGCAGCUGCUGGACUCAUGGGCCUGAACAUCUACAUGAUCAGUCUGAGCUCGCCAAAUCUGUCGGAAGACAGUCUAGCCACGUUGUUCCGCGACCUGCCCAGGACGUGUCUAGUUCUGCUGGAGGAUAUUGAUGCAGCGGGCAUUAGCGACAAGCGAAAGAAGGCCAAAGACGAAAAAGACGGCCCGCCCAAACCUCAGCGGGAACCCAUCUCGCUAUCUGGAUUGCUCAACGUCAUCGAUGGCGUUGGCGCACAAGAGGGCCGAGUGCUAGUCAUGACAUCCAACCACAUCGAAAACAUAGACCCAGCCCUCCUACGACCCGGCCGAGUUGACUUUUCUGUCGAGUUCGGCCUGGCAUCCUCCGAGACCAUCACUCAAUUAUUCAAGUUGAUGUACGGGACUUCAUACGACAACGUUGGAGAGAAAGAAGCGGAAAAGUCGAUCUCUACGACAGCUUCCAUCGACGCUUUGGCAGAGGAGUUUACGCGAAAGGUUCCUGAGCUGGUGUUUAGUCCUGCGGCUAUGCAGGGAUAUAUGCUCAUGUAUCAGGAUGAUCCGCUUGGUGCUGUUGAUGCCAUUGGCGGGUGGGUUGAUGAACAGCAGAAGACAAAUGAGAAGGCUGAGACGGUUGAGAUCUCUGGAGAUAAGGAAGUGAAGACUAGCACUAAUUCUGAGAGUGAGGCGGAGAAAACUGAGACUUUGGAAACAACAAAGUCUUCAGAGAUGACGAAUGGAGCAUGA
Messenger RNA from Fusarium sp. VM40, 1620 nucleotides. NCBI's taxonomy places the organism in Eukaryota, Fungi, Ascomycota, Sordariomycetes, Hypocreales, Nectriaceae. The record is from the annotation of a GenBank genome assembly.